This is a messenger RNA of Bactrocera oleae (olive fruit fly), 531 nucleotides long. The record is from RefSeq and is a predicted model, not a curated record. NCBI's taxonomy places the organism in Eukaryota, Metazoa, Arthropoda, Insecta, Diptera, Tephritidae.
UAGUUAAGCACAUAUUUUAUAGACAUUGUCCUUUAAAAAUGAGCGACAAACGAUCGCCGUAGUUUAGUCGUUGCAUUUGCUUCGAGAAAAGCGUACACGAAAUAACAAAAUGCAUUACGGUGUCUUUUGGCUAUGCACAGGGUUGCUAUUACUUGCUGGUGGACAGAUAACAGAGGCCGCGAUAAGGCGUACUUUUUAUCACAACGAUGCGAACCCCGGCAUGUGCACGGUCAGUGAGGAAGCUAUUCUUUUACCAGGUGAAACGGCAUAUGCGACAAACUUUUGUGCGCGAAUUACUUGUGAAAAUGAAGAUGGUCUUUCCGUAGUUACUAGUUGUGAUGAACAGGCGCCAUUUGAAGGUUGCACAUUUGGCUUUUAUAAGGAUCAGAACGCACCGUAUCCGCAAUGUUGUGAACGCAACCAGGUCUGCGCAUAGAAAACAAAGUAAUAACAAUGGCAUCAAGUUGAUAUUUGGUUAUUCAAAUGUAAAGUUUAUUUAAUAAAGUGAUUUUAUUUUUCGGGUUUAUUGUA